GCAAGGUUAUUUUUCCUAGUAGGUAACCUUAACAUCCAAUCGCGAAGCCAGUGAACUUUAUCAACGCGACACAAAUUUCCAGCUUUCUAAGGCUAAGGGAAUUCUUUCUCUUCCAUCAUUCUUUUUAAUUUUCUCCUCUUCAUCGCAGAGACGUGGCGGUUUAAUUGGAACGACGCGAUCGCCCUCUGUUCAAGCUUCCAAUUUACAUCCUUCAUCUCUCAUUUAGUACAAGGUCUUUUUUUUUCAUCCUUCAAUCAUAGAACAACAGCUAUCUUUUUCUUCGUCGACGCCUCGCCAACAUGAGUAACUCAAUGAGGGACCUGAUUGUGGGGGAGGCGGAGCUAGAUGACGAAGAAGAUGAUGAAUCAUUCGAUGAAGAGACUGGCGAGGCUCGCGAGAGAUCUGGGAAGCGUAACCAGGAAGUGGAUGAUUCGAGCGAAGAAGAUGAAGAUGAUGACGAUGAGGAAGAAGCUCGCAAGAUCCGCGAAGGCUUUAUUGUUGACGAGGAUGAAGACGAAGACGAAGACGAAGACCUAGUUGAGGACGAGGACGAACGACGCAAACGGCGCAAGCGCAAGCGCCGACAAGAACGCGAAGAGGAGACUCAACUGGAUGAAGAGGAUCUUGAUUUGAUCGGCGAGAAUAUUCCUGAAUGGGAACGCAAACAACCUUCGCAGGGUAAAUUUAAGCGACUUAAGCGUGGCCAUCGCGAUGAUGAUACCCGAGGAAAUGAGCGACGCGGCCUUGAUGAUAUGUUUUCCGACGAAGAUGACGAGCCCGUUGACGAUCGACCCUACGCGCGACAAAGCCAUCGUGCCGCUGUCGAUGAAUUCGAUGACUUCAUCGAGGAAGACUUCCCCGAAGACGAGGACGAACGUUUACGUCAGAUGGAAGAUAUGGAAGUUGCUCGCCCACGAGACAAGGGUAUAGCUGGGCGUAUCGUCGAUCGCGCCGGUCUCGACAAGGAUGCCCUGGAAGAUAUGGAAGCCAUAUUUGGUAACGGGGAGGACUACCAAUGGGCUUUAGACGAAGAAGAGGAGGAGGAGGAACGCCAGAGAGAAGAACAGACCCUUGAGCUCAAGGAUGUCUUCGAGCCCUCGCAAUUGGCGGAAAAGCUCCUGACUGAUGAAGACAACGCUAUUCGUUUCACGGACGAGCCCGAACGCUUCCAACUCGAUCGCAAACCAUUCAAACACCUUAACAUCCAAGGUGAACAAUUCAAGGAGGAAAUACAGUGGAUUGCAGAUCUAAUGUGGCCAAAGAAAGCCCUUUCCAAUGACCUACACGCCCCUUUUCAAAAAGCUGUGGGCAAGGUGCUCGAAUAUUUUGUGCUUGAGGAUCUUGAAGUACCAUAUGUCUUUCAGCACCGCAAAGAUUAUCUCAUCCAUGCCCGCAAGAUUCGCAACCCUGAACACCGCGAUGACCCCGAAGCGCCUGAAUAUAUCGUCAAUGCAGAGAAGUUACUUACACAGGAUGACCUCUGGCGCAUUCUUGAAUUGGAUAUUAAGUAUCGGUCGCUAUUCGAGAAGCGAGCUACGCUUGAGAAGAUUUACGAUAACUUACAAAAAGCUGCUCAGGUAAAGGACGGUAUGAUCUCGGAAAUGCUUAACCAGGCAAUUACGGUGGAAGAGCUUCAAGAUUUACAAGACUAUAUCAACUUCCAAUACGUGUCCCAGAUCAAGGACAUCGCCGCCAUGAACGGGGUUGUGAAGGGAAAUAAACGUCCGGGGAAAUCCUCCAUUUUCGAGCGAACCCGCAGAAGCAACGUCUACAAAUUCGUGAAGGCUUUCGGCAUCCCUCCGGACCGACUGGCACAAAAUGCUCUUCGUGAAGGAAAGAAGGUGCUCUCAGAUGAUGAGCCAAGCCUCCCGAUCGAUCUAGCAGACAGCCUUACUGACAGUGACUUCCCCACCGGCGACCAAGUUCUAUACCAGGCAAGGCUUAUGUACGCAGAAGAAUUGUUCAUGAGUCCUAGAAUGCGAAAGUUCUUCAGACAAAACUUCUAUAUUAUGGGCGAUAUUACCUGCCACCGAACAGAGAAGGGUCUUCGAAGAAUCGAUGAGUCCCAUCCAUACUACGAGAUAAAGUAUCUCAUCAACCAGACAAUUCCUGAUUUGGCCCGCCGACCCGAACUAUUUCUGAAGAUGAUGAAGGCCGAGGAGGAAGGCCUUAUCGAGGUUAAGCUUCGGCUUCAGAACGAGCGAGAAUUUCGGCGCCAGCUGCAGACGGAAUUUAUCUCGGACAACUACAGCGAACUUGCGGAUGCAUGGAACGAAGAACGUAAGAAAGUUCUUGAUAUAGCAUUCACUAAACUCGAGAGAGUGGUAGCCAAGGGAGUCAAAGAUUCUCUAAGAACAGCAUGCCAAGAGGAACUUCUAAAACUCUGCCGCGAAGAAUACUCCAAGCGACUUGAUCAAGCCCCCUACAAGCCCAAGGGUAUGGUGUUAGGCACAACCCCACGCGUCCUCGCCUUGUCGAAUGGCAUGGGUGAUCCGGCCCGGGAUCCAGUAUUCUGGGUUUGGGUUGAAGAAGAUGGACGAGUUAUCGAGCAUGGCAAGUUUGGAAAUCUAGCUCGUGAUGAUGCUCAACGCGAGGCUUUCGUUGAACUCGUUGAGCGCCGGAAGCCAGACGUCAUAGGUGUCAGUGGCUUUUCAACCGAUACUCAUCGAUUGGUUCGCGACGUAGAGAGUCUUGUGAACGAGAAGCAUCUCACGGGGCCCGAAUUCCCAGAUCCCGAUUCAGACGAUUAUCGUAGUGAGUUAUUGGAGGUUGUGGUUGUCAACGAUGAAGUUGCAAGACUCUACAAAGACAGUCCCAGAGCACAGGCUGACCACCCCACUUUAACCUCCAACACAAGAUAUUGCGUUGCUUUGGCGAGAUACCUGCAAAACCCAAUGAAGGAGUAUGCAGCCCUCGGAAGAGAUGUCACUUCCCUAUUAUUUAACCCAUGCCAAUACUUACUUCCACAAGAUAAGUUAUUGAAGCAUUUGGAGACGUCAAUGGUGGAUAUGGUCAACCUUUGCGGUGUUGAUAUCAACGAGGCUGUCGGCGAUAUAUACACGGCAAACCUUUUACCCUACAUUGCCGGUUUGGGUCCCCGAAAAGCAACAAGCGUCAUCAAGGCCAUCAAUACUAACGGCGGAGUUGUGAAUUCGAGAGAUGAACUCGUUGGUGAUCCAGAUAACAACAAAUUACCCGUUGUUGGUCCUCGCGUAUGGAAUAAUUGUGCAAGUUUCCUUUACAUCGAAUAUGAUGCUACCAACCCAUCAUCGGAGCCGCUAGACAACACUCGUGUGCACCCCGAAGAUUACGAGUUGGGUCGAAAGAUGGCAGCAGACGCGCUUGAGUUGGAUGAAGAAGAUGUGAAAGCCGAAACUGACGAGAAUGGGGCCGGCGCUAUAGUCCGCAAGCUUUUCCGGGAAGACGAACAAGAAAAAGUCAAUGAGCUUAUUCUCGAAGAAUAUGCGGAGCAACUAGAGAAGAAUUAUAACCAGAGAAAGCGCGCCACUUUGGAGACCAUCAGAGCAGAAUUGCAAGCGCCUUACGAAGAACUGCGUCGAAAUUUCAGUCUUUUGAACCCCGAUCAAAUAUUCGUAAUGUUCACGGGCGAGAACAAGGAUACGCUAGCCGAGGGCAUGAUCAUCCCGGUCAAUCUACGGGUUGUUAAAGAUGACUUUGCCAUUGCUAAGCUGGAUUGCGGUAUCGAAGGCCGAAUUGAGUCUCACGAGGUCAGCCACCGAAGCAAUGUAUCGAUCAGGGAUGUUAUCCACGUCGGUCAGACCGUCCAAGCUAAGAUUAUGGAUCUCAACCGUAAGGAUUUCAUAGUGAAGCUCACACUCCGCGAGGAUGCGCUGCGUCGUCCCUAUAGGAAGCGCGAUGAGCGCGAUCAUAUGGUUUGGGAUGUCAGACAAGAAGAGGAUGAUAGAGAGGCACUUAAAGAAAAGGACAAGGUCACCGGUCGCACCCAGCGAGUUAUCAAGCACCCGUUAUUUAGGCCGUUCAACUCAACGCAGGCAGAGGAGUUCUUGGGCUCACAGGGUUCCGGCGACGUGGUUAUUCGCCCGUCGUCGAAAGGUAAUGAUCACCUUACAGUCACUUGGAAGGUCGCGAAUGGAGUUUUCCAACAUAUCGAUGUACUUGAACUGCAUAAAGAGAGCGAGUUCUCGGUCGGUAAGACACUUCGUAUCGGUGGUAAAUACACGUAUACGGAUUUGGAUGAACUCAUCGUGGACCAUGUCAAAGCGAUGGCUAAGAAAGUCGAUGAGAUGAUGGGUCACGAGAAGUUCAAGAAGGGUAGCGUCGCGGAUACCGAAAAAUGGUUGACCUCGUACUCGGAUGCUAACCCAAACCGCUCGAUUUACCUUUUCUGCAUCAACCCCAAGCGAGCAGGGUAUUUUUACCUCUGCUUCAAGGCCAGCAAGUCUUCGCCCAUCAACAUGUGGGAUGUUAAGGUGGUACCUCACGCUUUCGAGAUGAAGAACAACCAGUACCCGCAUAUGCUUGCUCUCUGCAACGGUUUCAAGCUCACUUUCAACAGUGAGAUCAGCAAGAUGCAGCAGAUGAGAAGAUAGAUGAGUCUUAGGAGGAAAUCCCUUGCACCUUUUUUUCCUGUUAGAUGUAUAACCAGGGCGUUGAUAUACCAAUCAGGUUAGGUUGUGUUUUGCGUCGCGAGUUUGAUGAUGGCUGCAUUCGAUCCGGCGCAGGCUUUUGUAGCCGUGGAACGCAUAAUGCCAGCCUCCCUUUUUAGGGGUGUGGCUAUCAGGUUAGUCCCCCAUUAGGCUAGGUACUUAAUAGAUUAAAAAAGCAAAAUAAAUGCGAGUUUUCAUCACGAAUUAGCUUAUUAUUGUAGGGAAAUGUCGAUUAAGUACCUAAGACUGAAUCUUAAUCGUGAGCAGGGUGGUAGAAGGGCGUCAUAAGAAAUGUCAUCGUGGUAUUAGUAUGGCUUUCAACUGUACUGAAUAGACUAUAUGAUUACCUACCCAGGUAGCUAGGAAGUAUAAUAUUUAUACUAUAUGUUCUAUAAGACUACAC
Messenger RNA from Hypoxylon trugodes, 5031 nucleotides. Its product is annotated as transcription elongation factor Spt6. The record is from RefSeq and is a predicted model, not a curated record. The transcript has 4 exons. Gene Ontology annotation, biological process: nucleosome organization; transcription elongation-coupled chromatin remodeling; positive regulation of transcription elongation by RNA polymerase II. Gene Ontology annotation, cellular component: transcription elongation factor complex. Gene Ontology annotation, molecular function: DNA binding; histone binding; nucleosome binding. NCBI's taxonomy places the organism in Eukaryota, Fungi, Ascomycota, Sordariomycetes, Xylariales, Hypoxylaceae. The coding region runs from base 300 to 4571 and encodes 1423 amino acids.